This is a messenger RNA of Solanum verrucosum, 2521 nucleotides long. RefSeq names its product protein NRT1/ PTR FAMILY 7.3-like. Gene Ontology annotation, cellular component: membrane. NCBI's taxonomy places the organism in Eukaryota, Viridiplantae, Streptophyta, Magnoliopsida, Solanales, Solanaceae. Bases 329 to 2131 code for a protein of 600 amino acids. Gene Ontology annotation, biological process: transmembrane transport. The record is from RefSeq and is a predicted model, not a curated record. The transcript is spliced from 5 exons. Gene Ontology annotation, molecular function: transmembrane transporter activity.
UAGGUAAUUUGUUUGAUGUGUUAGAUAACAAACAAAAAGUAGCUACCCUCUCAUAUCCCAUUUGCUUACGUCCAAAAAUAUCAACUUAAUUAAACCAAAAUGAUCUUGUACCUAUUAAUUUUUUCUUCUUCUUUUUUCUUCCUAAUUUAAAAAUCAUUUUGCCUCUACCGUCCACUUAACUCUCACUAACUUCUAUAUAUAGUUUCAUUCACUUGCAAUUUACUCACAAAAUCUUUUCUUUCUUGGUUUCUUCUCUCAUCUUCCACCAUUGAGAAAACUCACUUAGUACUAAAUCUUUUAAUUAAUUAAGCAAAACCUUUGGGUCAUUAUGUCAAUGGCUUGCUUGGAACUCUCCAAAGAGGUGAAGCUGAAAGAGGAAGAUGUAGAGUGCACCAAGGAUGGAAGUGUUGAUUUGAAAGGAAAUGCAGCAAUUAGAGAAACAAGUGGGAAAUGGGUGGCUGGAUUUAUGAUACUGUUGAAUCAAGCUUUAGCAACUCUGGCAUUUUUUGGAGUUGGAGUGAAUAUGGUGUUGUUCCUCACAAGGGUGCUGAAAGAAAACAAUGCUGAUGCUGCUAAUAGUGUGAGCAAAUGGACUGGCACAGUCUAUAUUUGCUCCCUUGUUGGUGCUUUCCUUAGUGACUCUUAUUGGGGAAGAUUCAAAACUUGUGCCAUUUUCCAAGUCAUCUAUGUAACUGGAUUGUCAUUACUAGCACUAGCAUCACAACUUUACUUGCUCAAACCUAAAGGUUGUGGGAAUCGAACAACUCUAUGUGGAGAACAUUCAACCAUGGAGGUUGGUCUAUUCUAUGUCUCAGUGUACAUGAUUGCCCUAGGAUAUGGUGGUUAUCAGCCAAAUAUUGCUACCUUUGGGGCUGAUCAGUUCGACGAGCAGCAUCCGGGGGAAUGUUCAUCUAAAGUAGCCUUCUUCAGCUACUUCUAUCUGUUCAUGAACCUUGGAUCACUCUUCUCUAACACCAUUCUAGACUACUUUGAAGAUGAGGGAAUGUGGGCUCUUGGAUUUUGGGCGUCUGCAGCGUCUGCAUUUGCAGCAUUGAUUCUCUUUCUUGGAGGCACUGCUAGGUACAGACACUUCAAGUCUAGUGGAAAUCCUCUUUCCAGGUUUGGUCAAGUUUUAGUUGCAGCAACAAAGAAAGGUAAAGUGGAGGCGCCGGAAAAUGAAGACGACUUCUACCAAGGGGAAGACGACGAUGACACAACUGGUGGUAGAAAAAUGCUACACACCCAUGGUUUCAAAUUCUUGGACAGAGCAGCUGUGGUGACAUCAAAGGAACUUGAGAGCCAGAAGCAGGGUGAUCACAACCCGUGGCGUCUCUGCCCUAUAUCACAAGUUGAGGAAGUUAAAUGCAUUUUGAGGUUGCUGCCAAUUUGGCUAUGUACCAUUAUCUACUCUGUAGUUUUCACGCAAAUGGCCUCGCUCUUUGUCGAGCAAGGUGAUGCCAUGAAAACUACAAUAGCAAACUUUAGGAUUCCAGCAGCAAGCAUGUCUACCUUUGACAUCCUUAGUGUAGCAGGUGUCAUAUUUCUUAAUCGCAGAGUUCUUAAUCCGCUAGUCAAAAGGUUCAAGAAGUGCAAGGAUGAUGAUGCCGGGCUAACUGAACUACAGCGGAUGGGUAUUGGACUAGUCAUAGCAGUGAUGGCUAUGCUUUCAUCAGGAAUUGUGGAGUGCUACAGGCUUAAGUAUGCUAGUAAUGACUGCAAACACUGUGAAGGUUCAAGCUCUCUUAACAUCUUCUGGCAAGUCCCACAAUAUGCUUUCAUAGGAGCUUCAGAAGUAUUCAUGUAUGUAGCUCAACUAGAAUUCUUCAAUGCGCAAGCACCUGAUGGACUUAAAAGCUUUGGAAGUGCACUAUGCAUGACAUCAAUAUCAUUAGGGAACUACGUGAGUAGCUUUCUCGUGAGCAUAGUGAUGAAAAUAUCAGCAACUGAUAACAUGCCUGGAUGGAUACCGGGAAACCUUAACAAAGGUCAUUUAGACAGAUUCUAUUUUCUAUUAGCUGGUUUGACACUUCUAGAUUUGGUUGCAUACAUUGCAUGUGCUAAGUGGUACAAAAAUAUCAAGCAUAGUGAAAAGAUUCAGGAACACGAGGAAGAGGACACGUGUGAAGUCUAACAUACCUGAUAUGGACCAUACCUUAGGCAUGUUUUGCCAAAACCAUAUGAAUAAGAGGAAGACGCGCAGUCACCACCACAACAACGUUUUGUGUAGAGUUUAUGAUUGGUAAUUGGAUUUCCUCCCACUCCAGUGAUCCAACUCAAUCAAUUCAAAAUGCCCAGCUCUGCGGAAUUCUCCAGGGGCUGGACUACUCUUAAUUUUCUAGGUCCAUCGUUUCUCAUUGUUGCUGCAUUUGUUGGUUGUCAUAUUAGUUCUAAAAAUUGACAAGCAUUUUGGAUUGAUAUGUAAAUUGGAUUGGUUUAUCCUGUAUCCAGGAAACUUUUGAAAAGUACUGCUGUACUCAUAAAUAUUCCAUGUAUUAAAAGAUCUCAUUAAUUGCAUAAGCAA